Molecule: messenger RNA, 1380 nt
Organism: Racocetra fulgida
Lineage: Eukaryota; Fungi; Glomeromycota; Glomeromycetes; Diversisporales; Gigasporaceae
Source: the annotation of a GenBank genome assembly
AUGACGCUCUAUAUAGAAAACAAGCCUAAGGCUUGUUCUCUGGAAGGAGUAUAUGGUCUUAUUUAUUCCUCUAGUUCUCCAGAAAAAUAUGUGCUUCCAUGUGUCGCUGGUUCUACAGAAGGCAAAUAUGUGUCUAACGUUCCUGGUUCUUCAGCAGAAGAAUAUGCGUUUAUUAGUGCUAGUUCCUCAGAAGAAGAAUACGUGUCUAACAUAGCUAGUUCUCCAGUAGAAGAAUAUGUACUUAACUUAGCUGGUUCUUCAGUAGGAGAAUAUAUGUCUAAUGUCGCUAGUUUUUCAGAUAAAGAAAAUGUGUUUACUAUUACCAGUUAUCUAGAAGGAGAAUAUAUGUUUAAUGUUGCUAGUUCUUUAGAAGAAGACAUGUCUGUUGUCACGGGUUUUUUAGGAGAAUAUGUGUUUACUGCUGCCGGUUCUUCAGAAUAUGUGUCUGCUGCUGUUGGUUCUCCAGAAGAAGAAUACGUGUCCGACAUUGCUGGUUCUUUAGAAGAAUCUUCUACCACUGGUUUUCCAGAUGAAAAAUAUGUGUCUAAUGCUUCCGAAAAUGAACAUUCCGCUUUAUACUCUGAAAAAAGAUUUACAUUAUGGGAAAUCUGUGAAAAUUUUAUUAAUGAUUGGGCUAAAAGAUGUGGUUUUUAUUUAAUUAAGGAUCAAGUUACUUGUGAGGAUGGUAUUAUUCGCCGACGAACUUAUUUAUGCAAUCACAGUAGGUCAUAUGAAUCUACUUCGGAGAAAGAUACUAGUAUACAAAAAAUGCGAUGCCAAUUUUUGAUUAAUGUAUCUUGUCCUAAGACCAACAAUCCUGAUAAGACUAUAAUUGUUAAUAAAAUAGUUAACGAACAUAAUCAUAUAUUGAAUUGUGAUGCAAUUGAAUUUAGGGAUGAAAAAAAAUUUACAGACAAGAUGAUUGAAAAUGUGAAAUUUAUGACUGUGUGUUGUAAAUUUGGUGCGACAGUACAAAGAAAGUUUCUUGAAGGAAAAUAUCUUUCACAACAAAUUUAUUCGAAUGAUCUCUAUGCUGUUAUCCAAAAAUUUAAGCCUACUAACAAAUUUUUAUUUGAUGAUGCAUCGAGAAUUUUUAACUGGCUUGAUCAAAAAAAAAGUGAUGAUACACGCUGGGUUAUAGCUAGAGACUGUGUACUCAAUAAUGUUACAUAUAAAACUAAUAAAUAUGGCAUGGCGUUGUCGUUAUUUGUUGGUUUUGAUAAUGACCGUCAUAACGUUUUACUUGCACAAGCACUUUUAAUUGAUGAAAGUUAUGAAUCUCACAAAUGGGUGUUUCUUAAGAUUAUUGAAGCAACCAAGGUUCAACCUAAAGUAAUAUUAACAGAUACAGAUCUGGCCGUUGAUGCGGCUAUUCGACAA